AACUGUAUAUUCUAUGGAGUGCACACAAUUGUAGUGUUUACCAUGUACAAUGGAACGUUAUGUUAUUAUGUAUGGAAUUCGCUACAUUUUUCAUAAGUAGAGAAAGUUGCGACUAAUUCUGUAAGAAAUCAGAAAGUUUCAUAGUCGUAUUUGUAUUCGAUUUCCAAAAGGAAGUGUUUUUAUAUUUGGAUUAUCAACCACAUUUCCGGUGGUUUCCAAGCUUCUACGUUUGGCUUCUGCGGCUUUUACUGUAGACGCUGUGUAUGACACACACAUACACGUGGAUAUUUAUGUCAUUCAGUCUGGACGAUCUUAUUUUCUUCAGCGAUAUGACAGUUACAGAAAUUUAAGUUCUAAGGAGUCGGAUUACUCUUCACGCUUUUUUAUAACAUAUAGUUUUCAGAGACUGUACUAGCAACACAACUUUAAAACUUAGAGAAACGCUUUUUGUUGAAAAACAAAGUUUCAAUUUAGAGCUUAGAACGAAAAGCUAAGCUGCUAUACCCAUUGCAAAUUGUGGCCAAACAUGGCUAUGCAUACCGUACCACCAAAGCGUAAGGAAAUCUACAAGUACGAAGCACCAUGGCCACUGUACAGUAUGAACUGGUCAGUGAGACCCGACAAAAGAUUUCGUCUGGCGCUGGGAAGCUUCGUAGAAGAGUACAACAAUAAAGUGCAGAUUGUUUCACUGGACGAAGAGACAUCCGAAUUCACUGCCAAAAGUACAUUUGAUCAUCCUUAUCCAACUACAAAAAUCAUGUGGAUACCAGACAGCAAAGGUCAAUUUCCCGAUCUUCUUGCUACGUCCGGCGAUUAUCUGAGGGUGUGGCGUGCGGCGGAACCUGAGACGCGUCUAGAAUGUGUCUUGAACAAUAACAAGAACUCGGACUUUUGCGCACCGCUCACGUCUUUCGACUGGAAUGAGGUGGAUCCGAAUUUAAUUGGCACUUCCAGCAUAGACACUACCUGCACAAUCUGGGGACUAGAGACUGGGCAUGUUCUUGGCAGAGUAAACAUGGUCACUGGUCAUGUGAAGACGCAGCUUAUCGCACACGACAAGGAAGUAUACGACAUCGCCUUCAGCCGCGCCGGCGGCGGUCGUGAUAUGUUCGCCUCUGUCGGAGCCGACGGAUCCGUGAGGAUGUUCGAUCUACGACAUUUGGAGCACUCGACCAUAAUUUACGAGGACCCGCAACACACGCCACUAUUGCGAUUGGCAUGGAACAAGCAAGAUCCCAAUUACCUCGCCACUGUGGCAAUGGACGCAUGCGAAGUCAUCAUUCUAGACGUUCGUGUGCCAUGCACGCCAGUCGCGAGAUUGAACAAUCACAGAGCUAGUGUUAAUGGGAUAGCUUGGGCCCCGCAUUCGUCCUGCCACAUUUGCACAGCGGGAGACGACCAUCAGGCUUUAAUCUGGGACAUACAACAAAUGCCAAGAGCCAUAGAAGAUCCUAUUCUCGCUUAUACCGCCGCGGAAGGCGAAGUCAAUCAAAUUCAGUGGGGUGCCACGCAGCCCGAUUGGAUAGCCAUUUGUUACAACAAAGCGGCCGAGAUUCUUCGAGUAUAAAUGUCUUCAAAAUACAUUUGUUUUAUCUCGAUAUUCGGGACUAGAAAUUCAAAUAGAUGCUCCUGGAGUAAGAUACUUUUUUUUUAUCAUCAAUAUAAGAGACACAUGUGUAUCUUAUCCUGGAAACAAUAAUUAUAAAACAUUUUUUUUAGUAUAUUUUGUAUUGUACAUAUGUUCAUAGAAAUAUUCUAAAAUUAAUAGUAUUAGGGAUCUCAAGAUUGUUUUAUAGUAUUAUUUUUUAAGAUUAUAGAUAUAUAAAUUAUAUUAAUUAAGCAUCAAUAAUUUUAAGUAUCAUUCUUAAAUCGUGUUAGAUACAGACAAGGAAAUAAUUUUAUGAUUAUCAUUAUAGCAAUCGGAUUGAAAUUUUAAAUUGUAAACAUUAAUUUUAAACAUUAAUUAGUUCAUAAAAUAUGCUCGUGUGAUCGACAUUUUUAGUAUGUAAUGUACAAAUUUUUACAUAGACGUAAAAAUUUUUGAUAUAUGAAGAUAUAAAUAUAUUACACAAUAAUUCGGAAAGAAUAUACCAUAUAUCAGUAUACUCUAUGAUUAUACUGUCAUUGAUAAGAAUAUUAAAUUCGCAAUUUAAUUUAUGUCAUAUAACAUUUCAUUGACAUGGUUUUAUAUGUAUUACGCAAAUAUUAAAGUUGAUAUUUAUGGGAGGUAUCAGUAAUUAGUAAAACUCACAAAGUAAAAGUCACAAGAAAAUAAUAUAUACUCGUAUAUUGUUAUGUGAGAUAUCGUAUGAUUUACAAAUAUUAAAUAUGAACGAAAUGCAGUUAUUUACAGCAAUGAGCUCUAUAUGCGUGUAUGUGUCCGUAAUUCAUUUAAUUAGUACAAAAUAAUCGUGCUAAAUUCAUUCCUUCAUUUUGAUAUCGUAGCUACAUUUAUAUCUAUACCAUCCUUUUUUAGUGUGCAAUCUCAAUAAAUAUCAUUAGCUCUGA
Molecule: messenger RNA, 2508 nt
Organism: Monomorium pharaonis (pharaoh ant)
Lineage: Eukaryota; Metazoa; Arthropoda; Insecta; Hymenoptera; Formicidae
Gene: wap
Product: DDB1- and CUL4-associated factor 7
Exons: 4
Coding region: 527-1567 (346 amino acids)
Cellular component (GO): nucleus
Molecular function (GO): protein binding
Source: RefSeq, a predicted model, not a curated record